Messenger RNA from Protopolystoma xenopodis, 954 nucleotides. Lineage: Eukaryota; Metazoa; Platyhelminthes; Monogenea; Polystomatidea; Polystomatidae. The record is from the annotation of a GenBank genome assembly.
AUGGAGGAAGAUACCUGGUUGAGUCUUAUAGGACUUAGGAGCCCACUUCGAGGCUUUAUUCCAAAAAAAUGCGGAUAUUUCCGAAGAUUGGGGGUGAUCAGUGGCGGAUCCAUUGAAGAACCACCAUUUCAUCGGUCAGCUCGUUACUGGGACUCUGUCAUAGUUCCGUUGCGCAGGCUCAGACAACGCCUGCCAUUGGUCGGAGUACUCUUAUCUCCAUCCAUCUCGAGGAACAAUCUCGCAUAUUACAUCCAGCCUCCGCGACAGCAGGGAUAUAAUUUGGUUGGCAAGACGGUCAUUCCCUCCUAGCGUCUGUUGCGACUCAUCCGAUUCGAUGGUCUGCUGAAGUGUUCAUAUUGUUCAUUUGGGUACGCCAUUCUAGCGCAGAGCAAUGACGUGGAGUCGUGUCGAACUCAAGUGUUCCACAUGACUGCACGCGCCAGGACCAAGUUGCUGUUGCUUCGGCUUGCUUGUGCCCAUUCCAUUCCUUUUGACCGGCCGACUCGGCGUGGCUCAAAUCGCGCUCAUCGAUCAGCUGGUCGCGUCGACGUCGACGUCGACGUUCAAGCAGUCUACCCGAGUCCGGCACCGCGUGGCGCAAACAUGUCGGCGCCGUUUAGGCUGGCUCACGUCGAGGCCUACUCGGUGGUGGUCGUGUUGGCCGCCUUCAUGAUCUCCUUUCUCAUCGACGGCACUCAAUACGGCUACGGCAUCAUGGCGUCGUACUGGAUGCAAGAUCUGAACUCGCCCCGCUUCCAGUUGGACUGGAUCGGAUCCCUUCAGGUGGGGAUCGGCUACUGUUUGGGCCCAGUCACGAGCAUCCUGGCGCGCAGAUUCGGCUUCAAGGCCGUCACCAUGGCCGGAGGCCUCAUCUCCUCGGCCGCCCUGUUCGUCUGCUUCGUGAAAGCCAAUAUACCCAUUCUUUUCGUGUUCUACGGAGCCCUGACUGGUUAG